GCCAAUCAGCGGCCUCGGCCUUUCUGCCCUCGAGGGGGGCGGACCCGGGUAAAACCUCGCCGUGGUGGUGGGAGAGGUGCAGAAUUUAGGGGUCAAGUAGUUCGUCCUCCAUCCCAAACCAUUGCUCCCUGAGCCCACAUAGCAAAUGGGGGCCCAGAACUGGAGGAGGGAGUGGAUUGCAAACCACCCAUUUAAUCGGCUUCGUUUGCAACCCAUAAGGGCAGGGCUUGAGGUUGGAAUGCCGAUUCCUGCAUCCACGGUCCCAGGUCUGAGGCAUAUCACACUUGACUAGCCAGAUAGGAGGAUUUUUAGGAGUUUGUAAAUUAUGAAAACAGCUGAGUCUGGGACUGCCAGUGCUUUUCAGUAAAUCUGUAGUCUAUAGAGAGGGGGUGGGGCGUGAAAGGCCAAAAUGAUGGGCUACUAUUCAGUCAUUCAUUUAUUAAAGGAAUACUAAGUAUUUUCCUUGUGUCAAACAUUGCUAAGUUCUGGGGAUGCGAGAACUGAUUUUAUAGACGUGAUUCAUGCCCUCAGUACAUGUAGAAGCCAGCUUGCAUGGUAGCCUAUGUCUUAUCUCCCUUACUAAUUCAAAUGCUGACUGACCCUCUGUUCCCAGGUCCAGCCUGCGGUGUCCACAAUGCCCCAGGCUUCUGAGCACCGCUUGGGCCGAACUCGAGAGCCACCUGUCAAUGUACAGCCCCGAGUGGGAGCCAAGAUACCAUUUCCUCCCCGGGCCCGCAGCAAGGAGCGCCGAAACCCAGUUCCUGGGCCAAACUCCGUGUUACGACCUUUGCCUCCCAGGCCAGGUCCCCCGGAUGAAAGGCUCAAGAAAGUGGAGCUGGGUCGGGGUCGGACCUCAGGCUCUCGUCCUAGAGGCCCCCUUCGAGCAGAUCAUGGGGUCCCCUUGCCUGGCUCACCACCCCCAACUGUGGCUCUGCCUCUCCCAUCCCGGACCAACUUAGCCCGUUCCAAGUCUGUGAGCAGCGGGGACUUGCGUCCAAUGGGGAUUGCCUUGGGAGGGCACCGUGGCACUGGCGAGCUAGGGGCCGCACUGAGCCGCUUGGCACUCCGACCUGAGCCACCCACUUUGAGACGCAGCACUUCUCUCCGGCGUCUUGGGGGCUUCCCUGGCCCCCCUACCCUGCUCAGCAUACGGACCGAGCCCCCUGCUUCCCAUGGCUCCUACCACGUGUUACCUGCCCGGCCCUCUGAGCCAUUCUACUCUGAUGACAAGAUGGCUCGUCACACACUGCUCCUGGGCUCUGGUCAUGUUGGCCUCCGAAAUCUGGGAAAUACAUGUUUCCUCAACGCCGUGCUACAGUGUUUGAGCAGCACUAGGCCUCUCCGAGACUUUUGUCUUCGAAGGGACUUCCGGCAAGAGGUGCCUGGAGGAGGCCGAGCCCAGGAGCUCACGGAAGCCUUUGCGGAUGUGAUUGGUGCCCUCUGGCACCCUGACUCCUGUGAAGCUGUGAAUCCUACUCGGUUCCGGGCUGUCUUCCAGAAAUACGUCCCCUCCUUCUCUGGAUACAGCCAGCAGGAUGCCCAAGAGUUUCUGAAGCUACUCAUGGAAAGGUUACACCUUGAAAUCAACCGACGAGGCCGCCGGGCACCACCAAUCCUGGCCAGUGGCCCGGUUCCCUCUCCACCUCGCCGAGGAGGGGCUCUGCAUGAAGAACCUGAAUUGAGUGAUGACGAUCGAGCCAACUUAAUGUGGAAGCGUUACCUGGAGCGAGAAGACAGCAAGAUUGUGGACCUAUUUGUGGGCCAGUUGAAAAGCUGCCUCAAGUGCCAGGCCUGUGGGUAUCGCUCCACGACCUUCGAGGUUUUUUGUGACCUGUCCCUGCCCAUCCCCAAGAAAGGAUUUGCUGGGGGCAAAGUGUCUCUGCGGGAUUGUUUCAGCCUUUUCACCAAGGAAGAAGAGCUGGAGUCAGAAAAUGCCCCAGUGUGUGACCGAUGCCGGCAGAAAACACGAAGUACCAAAAAGCUGACAGUACAAAGAUUCCCCCGAAUCCUCGUGCUCCAUCUGAAUCGAUUUUCCACCUCCCGAGGCUCCAUCAAGAAAAGUUCAGUAGGUGUUGACUUCCCAUUGCAGCGACUGAGCCUAGGGGACUUUGCCAGUGACAAAGCCGGAAGCCCUGUCUACCAGCUGUAUGCCCUCUGCAACCACUCGGGUAGUGUCCACUAUGGACACUACACAGCCCUGUGCCGGUGCCAGACUGGUUGGCAUGUCUACAACGACUCCCGUGUCUCCCCUGUCAGUGAAAAUCAGGUGGCAUCCAGUGAGGGCUACGUGCUGUUCUACCAACUGAUGCAGGAGCCACCUCGGUGCCUGUGACACCACCUUGAAGCCCUGGCACCUGUGAAAACCUUUUCAACACCCUCAAGCCCCCAGGCUCCCCAUUUACCUCAGAGACGUCUAUUUUUGUGUCUUUUUAAUCGGGGAGGGGGGGUUGGUUGUAGCUCCCAUUAUUUUUUUUAUUAAGAAGCACCCUUCCACCUUGUUUCCUGUCCCUUGUACAGAGCUCACCAGGCCCUUGACCAUGUACAGCCCCCAGAACCUCUGCAAUCUCACUUUUUUUGUGAAUAAAUUUAUUAAGAAAACGGUG
Molecule: messenger RNA, 2603 nt
Organism: Cricetulus griseus (Chinese hamster)
Lineage: Eukaryota; Metazoa; Chordata; Mammalia; Rodentia; Cricetidae
Source: RefSeq, a predicted model, not a curated record